CGUUCGUUCGCUCAAUCUUUCGUACGAUUUUGUGAGAAUCGUUCUCUCCACGUAGCCGUUGAGAUUUAAAUUCUGAAAUUCAAAACAAAUGCAAUCUCUUCGUGAAUUCAAUGUUUUCUUCGGCAGUCUUAUCUCGCAAUAGCUAGAACCCCAAAAUUGAUUAGAUAGCAGAGAUGAAGUGGUAGAAUUUGAACGUAAUAAAAUUCCAAAAAAUAUAACGAAAUAAAAAGAAGAGUAUCUGCUGUGUGUACUCAUAACACAUCGCAGAACCAAAAGAAAACAAACCGCGCUACGGAUCGGAAUGGCAAAUGAGAAUUUGUGCGAAUUACAACACAUUUGAAUACUUUGUUUGUCCUCAGCAGUAACAACAUAGCAUUUAUUGAGACAGUUGUUGGUGUGUAACACUCGUACCAGGAGCAUAUAAACACACACAUAUAUACUCUCGACGAAUUCCCUCUCGCCAAGUGCAAAAAAAAGAGAAACAUUUAAGCAAAUUUAGUUAUUCAUUGUAAACUGCGUUUAUGGCGAGGUAAACAGGAAUAUGCAAACAGUUUGGCGAUAGUUCUCGAGACGACAAGAACCAUUCGCUGUCUAUAUCAAAGUUGCCUGUGUUUCAACUUGGUUUUGUGUGUUCCGCCGCCAUCGCCGCCGUCCGAGUUUCAGUAGUGGAAACAAUGUGAAGCAGUUGCCGUCACUUGCCACCGCAUGGAUUAUACGGUCGUGUAUAUUAACAACAAAAACUUAUAGAAGCCAUAAAAAACAAUACUUAUAAAAUCCCAAGUGAUUAAAGUGUUAUAAAUUGUUGAGGAAGAAAUACAACGAGAUAAUAAGAAUUUUCCUUCUCUAUGCGAAUUGUUAUUUGAACAUAGCUUAACUGGGUGUGCGCUAUUACAGACUGUAUUUCUUCUUCUCGGUGAUCUAUCUCAUCACGUGAAAAAUUGUGUAUCAAAAACAGUGGUUCUAUUGUGCUGAUAGAUUGUGGUGAUACUCCAUAAAUACAUCGGAAAAUUGCGCUUUAAUUUGAAUGAACGAUUUUGCAUCGAUUUUAGAUGUUAAUGCUAUCGAAAAUGGAAACAACCGAUACAAAUAUUGUAAAGAGUACUAGAAAUCCAUAUGUCGACAUUUUUGUGGCCAUAAUAACGGUGCCGACACUGAUUUUGCUGGCUUUAUUGUUGGAUGCAAACAUACAGACUGAUCAUGAGUCAACAGCCGAAAGCCGUUCAACAUUUAUUGUGUUGAUUUUUGGAUUUUCAUUUCUAGUGCUGAGUUCACUGGUGUGCGGCUGUAUCGUUCAUAAAAUGGGCAUGUGCCGAUGGGACCGUCAACGUUACGAAGAUGAAGUAAUUACGUCUAAUCGCUCCAAUUCCAUUGAUUGUGUUCAUGUUAUUGAUUUACCACCCACUUAUGAUGUUGCCACCAAGCACAUCGGCAACUUUCCGCGAUUGUCUUCGUUUUUGAAACCGCCACCAACCUAUGAAAUGGCAUGCAGCACGGAAAAACUCGCACAAAGCACCUCCACCGGCACCAUACAUCAUAUUUGAUCGUCAGCAACAAGAUUUAUAACUGAACUUUUAUAUUUAUGAACCAAACACAAAUGUUCUUUGAUUUUUUAGCCUUUUACAUUGCCUACUUCUUCUGUUUUUUUUUCAUUAGUAGUUAGACUAGGAAAUUAAGUGUGAAAUUAAUUCCGUUUCGGGCAGAUGUCCAAGAAGAAAACGAUGAGAAAGAAGAGAAAACAUUACCAAAACAGUCAGUUAUUGAAUAUGCCAAAAAAAGAAACUGUAUACACAUAUAUAACAAAUUAUAUUGAUUGAACAUGGACGUGAAUUGAAGCCAUGCAUUUA
This is a messenger RNA of Sitodiplosis mosellana (orange wheat blossom midge), 1844 nucleotides long. RefSeq lists its product as uncharacterized. The transcript is spliced from 2 exons. The record is from RefSeq and is a predicted model, not a curated record. Bases 1050 to 1541 code for a protein of 163 amino acids. Lineage: Eukaryota; Metazoa; Arthropoda; Insecta; Diptera; Cecidomyiidae.